GUACCGACCCAGCUGUAAUGCGUGGUGUUUACAACUAGUAAAAUCCUCUAAAAAUGUGUGUAUAUUUGUUAAGUUAGGUAUUCAUUGGUGCAUUGACUAGAUUUAGCAUUAACUGGAGCCGAUAGGCAACACAAAAUUCACCAUGUCAUCGCCGACUUCAACUAACAAGGGUGAUCUCAAACGUAUUAUCAAAUGCUUCUGCGGAUGCACCGACAUGACCGUGGAGGAAGUUCGCCGGAUAUACAGAUUAGCAAACAGCGUUCGUGAAACUUUAUUGGACUCGGAGGCGUCUAGACUGCUACGGCAAUUUAUGACAUUACACCGAUCGGGUGACAGAAGCGAAGCAGAACAGUACCUAGAUAUUUAUGAAAAAUGUUCUGAGUUCCUUAAAGAAGAUCAACAUACCUUUGCGCAAAACAAUAUCGAAGAAUUGUGCGAUUUGGGCUUGCCCUACGAUCUUGAGCAGGAUAUGACUCGGCGUAUGCUUAACGGUCAACAAACCGAUAUAAAACUGGGGCUCAACCGUAUUCAGGGCAAAUGCUGCAAGGAAAUUGAGGUUAGCCAAAAUUUCGAUGAUUUCAAAAAGGCUAUUCUCAAAAAGCUAGCGCAUUGAUAUUACACCACCGACAUACAGGCAUGUGAUGCACUUGCUUAACAAUUCUGUCCACGUACCACAACAAACCUCCUUUAAAAGCUUAAAGUGCCUUUGUAGCGCUUUCAAACAUCACAACUUGUAUAUAUAAUAUGUAGCAACGUUCAAUAUUCUAGAUGUUCUGAUUUUUCUUUUUUGCCACAUUUGUAAUUAUAUAUUUUUAAUAAGAACUUAAUCGACGAUCAGAACAUACAGAUAAGACAUUUCCACUUCAGAAAUAAAAAGUUUGCUUAUCAAGAGAAGUCGUUGGAAUUGUUUGCCUUCG
Scaptodrosophila lebanonensis is the source of this 917-nucleotide messenger RNA. RefSeq lists its product as uncharacterized. Lineage: Eukaryota; Metazoa; Arthropoda; Insecta; Diptera; Drosophilidae. The record is from RefSeq and is a predicted model, not a curated record. The transcript is spliced from 2 exons. The coding region runs from base 143 to 613 and encodes 156 amino acids.